GGCACGCCGUCUGCACCAGAAAGCCCUGGGCUUAGAGUCCCACUUACUAGUUGGCGUUGCCACUUACUGGUCGGUGGCUUUGGUAGGGCGCGUUUCUGAGCCUCAGUUUCCCCAUCUACAAAGCCGAAGUAAAUAGCGCUCUCCCUGCGGAAUUAGAAAUUUCGACACCGUGCUGCUCGCUCAGCAAGCGGAUCCUACCCGGCCCAGGGCAGUACCGCGGCGCCGAGUCACCCGCAAAGUCGCCGCAACUCAAACGAAUCGCAGCUGUGUGGUCAACCUUCCCCUCCCCGCCGCCGUCUUUCUCCCCAGACUGGCUUGGGGACGAGUAUCCAGGGCUGUCCCUGGCAGGGGCGCCUCCAGCGCCGGCGCCCCAGGUGUCCGCCCCGCCCUCCGCCCUGCCGGGAGUCCGACGGGUCUGUGCUCCCGGAGCUGGGCGGGCCGCAGCCCAUGUGGUUGGGGGGGGAGGCUCCGGGACCUGGCCAGCUGCCUGCCUGCCUGCCCGGGAGAGCCUGGCGCGAGCCAGCCGCCCUGCUCCCCGCGCGCUGCUUGGCGCCAUCAUCCAACCUUGCCCAGGCGCCCCGACCUGACGCCGCCCUGCUUCGUCGUCCCCCGGAGAGGGUCCGGUGUGACCCCGACAAGAAGCAGAAAUGGGGAAGAAACUGGAUCUUUCCAAGCUUACUGAUGAAGAGGCCCAGCAUGUCUUGGAAGUUGUUCAACGAGACUUUGACCUCCGAAGGAAAGAAGAGGAAAGACUAGAGGGGCUGAAGGGCAAGAUUAAGAAGGAAAGCUCCAAGAGGGAGCUGCUUUCCGACACUGCCCAUCUGAACGAGACCCACUGUGCCCACUGCCUGCAGCCCUACCGGCUGCUUGUGAACAGCAAAAGGCAGUGUCUGGAAUGCGGCCUCUUCACCUGCAAAAGCUGUGGCUGCAUCGACCCAGAGGAGCAGGCCUGGCUCUGUGACCCCUGCCAUCUGGCCAGAGUUGUGAAGAUCGGCUCACUGGAGUGGUACUAUGAGCACGUGAAAGCCCGCUUCAAGAGGUUCGGAAGUGCCAAAGUGAUCCAGUCCCUCCGUGGGCGGCUGCAGAGUGGAGCUGGGCCUGAGCCAAUUUCUGGAGAGAGAAGUGGAGACAGCGAGCAGACGGAUGAGGAUGGAGAACAGGACUCAGAGGCCCAGGUCCAGCCCUUUGGCAGCAAAAAAAAGCGCCUCCUCUCCAUCCACGAGUUCGACUUCGAGGGAGACUCAGAUGAUUCCAGUCAGCCUCAAGGUCACUCCCUGCACCUGCCCUCAGUCCCGGCGACCAUGGACAGCCUGCAGUCCCUCACAGAUGAGUCCUGCUCAGAGAAGGCAGUCCCCCAGAAGGCUGAGGGCCUGGAGGAGGCUGACGCUGGGGCCUCUGGGUGCCAUCCCCGUCCAGAAGAGCAGCCGACAUGCAUCUCGCCUUCUGGACACAGCGUCCUCACUGAGCUCUCCCUGCCUGGAGGCUCCCACGGGCUGGCCCUGGGGACUGCUGCUGCACUAGGGCCAAAUGUCAUCAGGAAGGAGCAGCUGCCCCCGCAGUACUUGGCCGACGUGGAUACCUCCGACGAGGAAAGCAUCUGGGCUCCCAUGGCGACCUCCCGUCAUUCCAAGCGGAGAGGCCGGGCGUCCUCUGACAGUCAGAUCUUUGAGCUGAAUAAGCGUAUUUCAGCUGUGGAACGCCUGCUGACCCACCUGGAGAACACAGUUGUGCCUCCCUUGGCCAAGAGUGUAGGUGCUGGAGUGCGCACGGAGGCCGACAUGGAGGAGGAGACCCUGAGGAGGAAGCUUGAGGAGCUGACCAGCAACGUCAGUGAUGAGGGGGCCUCGUCCGAGGAAGAGGACACCAAGGAUGAAAAGGCAGAGCCUGACACGGGCACCUCAGUUGGGACCCUCCGCCACACAGACUCAGAGGUUUCAGACAUUGAAUCCAGGAUUGCAGCCCUGAGGGCCGCUGGGCUCACAGUGAAGCCCUCGGGAAAACCCCGGAGGAGGUCAAACCUCCCGAUAUUUCUCCCUCGAGUGGCUGGGAAAGUUGGCAAGAGACCAGAGGAUCCAAAUGGAGACCCUUCGAAUGAGGCCAAGGCAACGGCUAUGCCCUAUCUUCUAAGAAGAAAGUUCAGUAACUCCCUGAAAAGUCAAGGCAAAGGUGAUGAUUCUUUUGAUCGGAAAUCAGUAUACCGAGGCUCCCUGACACAGAGGAACCCCAACGGGAGGAAAGGGAUGGCCAGCCACACCUUCGCGAAACCUGUGGUGGCGCACCAGCCCUAAAAGGAGACAGGACAGAGUGACAGAGCGGCCCUGCACUCUCAUCCCUCCACAACGGCCCUCCUGUCCCUCAUUGGCUCUGUGCUUUCCACUGUACACAGUCACCAUCCCAGUGAGAAACAAGAAGAAGCACCCCUCCACGUGGACUCCCACCUGCAAGAGGACAGCAGCAGUCAGUCCUGCAUGCUCACCUGGAUUUACUGAUGACUCCUGGCUGCGCCACCAGCCUCUUCUGAUCUGUGAGAAACAUCUGAGCUGUUGUGACUUCCCUUUAGGACAAUGUUGUGUAAACCUUUGAAGGACACACAGAAGACCGUUUUACUGUGAUCUUUUACCCUUUUCACUCUUAGCUUUCUUUUGUUGCUUUCAUGAAUGAAUGGCAAAAAGAUGACUCAUUUAAGGCAUCA
Messenger RNA from Cebus imitator (Panamanian white-faced capuchin), 2692 nucleotides. It is a transcript of the gene MLPH, whose product is annotated as melanophilin. The record is from RefSeq and is a predicted model, not a curated record. The coding region runs from base 648 to 2288 and encodes 546 amino acids. Gene Ontology annotation, molecular function: myosin binding; small GTPase binding; actin binding. NCBI's taxonomy places the organism in Eukaryota, Metazoa, Chordata, Mammalia, Primates, Cebidae. Gene Ontology annotation, cellular component: cortical actin cytoskeleton. The transcript has 16 exons. Gene Ontology annotation, biological process: intracellular protein transport.